Scatophagus argus is the source of this 1665-nucleotide messenger RNA. RefSeq names its product dynactin 5 (gene dctn5). The record is from RefSeq and is a predicted model, not a curated record. The transcript is spliced from 6 exons. NCBI's taxonomy places the organism in Eukaryota, Metazoa, Chordata, Actinopteri, Scatophagidae. The coding region runs from base 149 to 697 and encodes 182 amino acids.
GUCUGAAAAUCCAUUCAUCGGAGUCGGCAGCACAGGAAGAAAAGCUAAGCGAGCUGACAUCAGGGCAGAGAGCGAAAACAGACAGAUGCAUUAGUUAUUGUUAAUGAAAUAACCCAGCUGUCUCUAAGAAAUUCCCAUAUUCCUAGCCAUGGAGUUAUCUGAAAUACUGUACAACAAAGCGGAGUACAUUGAAACGGCUUCUGGCAACAAAGUGAGCAGACAGUCAGUGCUCUGUGGGAGUCAAAAUAUCGUCCUUAAUGGCAAAACUAUCGUGAUGAAUGACUGCAUUAUCAGAGGCGACCUGGCUAAUGUCAGGGUGGGCAGACACUGCGUGGUGAAGAGCCGGAGCGUCAUUAGACCGCCUUUCAAAAAGUUCAGCAAAGGAGUGGCGUUCUUCCCGCUGCACAUUGGAGACCACGUCUUCAUCGAAGAGGACUGUGUGGUCAACGCUGCACAGAUUGGUUCCUACGUCCACAUUGGCAAGAAUUGUGUCAUAGGUCGUCGCUGUGUGCUGAAGGACUGCUGCAAGAUCCUAGACAACACCGUGCUCCCUCCUGAGACCGUGGUGCCGCCUUUUACGGUCUUCUCUGGAUGCCCAGGUCUGUUUUCAGGAGAGCUCCCAGAGUGCACACAGGACCUGAUGAUUGAUGUAACCAAGAGCUACUACCAGAAGUUCUUGCCCCUCAGCCAGAUCUGAGUGUUCUCCCGAAAACCUUCAGCUGGAUCCAUACCUUUUUCAGCCUGUUUCAGAUCGGUGUUUGGGUCUCUCACCAGACUGAAAAGGACUCUGAGAUCUCACCUUCUAUUCUUCUGUUGCUAGAGGGCCCGAGUUUCUCUGCCCAAAGAAAAAAGAAUUGGUCCUAUUAAGAACCCUUAAAUUUAUCUUGUCUUUGAUUAUUAGAAAAGAACACAAUGAAUACAAUCUGAUAUAGCUGCAGACGGCAGUUUUGCAGCUCCAGAUUGCAUGGAAAUCCAGAAGUCUUCUGAGGCACACUCAUGUUUACCAUCCCAGCUUGUCUCAGAUGCAUUCAAGGAGUGCAGAUAAAAACCCUCAAUCUACAGGCACUACAGUUUUAGAUAUCUUUUAAGUUUAGAUUUUCCAGUGAAAUGUGUUAUAUAGUCUGGUCAGGGUGCUGUGGAGAAACUCGAGGACCCCUGUGUGGCUGGCUGUGCUCUCUGACAGCAGCUGUAGGCGAAGAUGAGGAGAUGGAGGAGUUACAAGAGGAAGGAGGUGAAGAGCGGAGGUGUCUGAGGAAUGUGGGAAUGUGUAAAAUACCACCCAUGGACCAAAACACAGCAACAACAGUUGUUUGAGGAUACUGGCUAUACAGGCUCAUUAUUUAUGUGCACAGAUCAUUUGGGCAACAGAGCAGUACAAAUGAACAAUUCAUGCAACGCAUUUUGUCGUUUUAGUUUCUGUCAUUUUAUUUUUGAUGUUGAAGAUUGUGUGUUUGCUGGCUUCCUCCUUCACUGGCUUAUGUAAUUUGUUAUGAAACUUAUUUAAUACAGUGUUGAUUUUUAUUUCAUUACGUUUCACGUGAUCAGCCGUAAUGUUGCUGUUUGCAGGACAGCCCUCUUGUGCUUUGUCAUUUUAUCUAUGACCAUACACAAAAAAACAGUCAACAUCUGAAAUAGUUCAGCAAUUAAAAAAAUUAUGUGAACAUC